AUGGACGAACGCGACGUUCUUCGGGUAGGCGUCUGCGCAAUGCCGAAGAAAGUCGAGUCUGAGCCGAUGCAGCGGAUCCUCGCUGCGCUCACCUCGAGCCGCGUUGCGCACUUCGAGCCGAUGAUCUUCGAUGCGAAGACGCUGUUUGAGCGGCCGAUCCACGGGUGGCCUGUGUGCGAUGCGUUAAUUGCGUUCCACUCGGAGGGCUUCCCGCUGGAGCGUGCCAUAGCGUACGCGGAACUACGGCGCCCGUACUGCUUGAACGGCCUGCGCGAGCAGCGGAUGCUGCUGGACCGGUCCAAGGUGUACGAGGUGCUGGCACGUGAGCGGGUGCCAGUCCCGCGGCACAUUGUUGUGCGCCACGACGGAGCCGAUGUUGGCCGGACGGAUACGCGAUUUGUCGAGCACGACGACUACAUUGAGUACUGCGGAGAGCGGCUGUUCAAGCCGUUUGUGGAGAAGCCGAUUGACGCGGAGGACCACCGCGUAUGCAUCUACUACGCACGGCCCUUGUACGGGCGCCGGCGGCUAUUUCGGAAGACGGCGAAUCAGAGCUCUGUGUUUGAGCCCGGGUGGCGCCGUGUCCGUCGCGAGGGCGCCUUCAUAUACGAGGAGUUUAUCCCGAGCGAGCACCAGAGCGACAUCAAGGUUUACGCUGUUGGGCCGGAGUACGCGUACGCGGAGCGGCGAAAGUCACCCGUGGUGGACGGUAUCGUUGAGCGGAACGCGCACGGCAAGGAGCUGCGAUUCCCUGUUGAACUGAGCACCGCGGAGCGCUGCGUGGCGGCGACGAUCACGGCGGCUUUCCGGCAGUUUGUGUGCGGCUUUGAUCUCAUUCGGCACGCCGACGGCAAUGCUUUCUAUGUGAACGACGUGAAUGGCUUCAGCUUUGUGAAGGGAUCCCAGUCCUACUAUGAGUCUUGCGGGCGUAUUCUGGCGGAGCAUCUAGCCCGCGAGUGUGCGCGAAGCGCUGCGGUGGAUGGCGAGCGACCUCGCAGUGCCCAGCGCUGCAGCGCAUCGGACGGGAGCACGCCCUAA
Molecule: messenger RNA, 1038 nt
Organism: Cyanidioschyzon merolae strain 10D
Lineage: Eukaryota; Rhodophyta; Bangiophyceae; Cyanidiales; Cyanidiaceae
Exons: 1
Coding region: 1-1038 (345 amino acids)
Biological process (GO): inositol phosphate biosynthetic process; inositol metabolic process
Molecular function (GO): ATP binding; metal ion binding; inositol hexakisphosphate kinase activity
Source: RefSeq, a predicted model, not a curated record